AUGCCCCAAAUGUUUGAAAUUAAGCGCAAGCUUUUAUCACGUUCUGAUCGUGUUAAAUGUCUGGACAUGCAUCCUGUCGAGCCCUGGAUGUGUACGGCACUUUAUAGUGGGACAGUUCAUAUUUGGAAUAUUGAGACUCAGAAUAUAAUUAAGACUUUUGAGGCAGGCUCAACCCCUGUGCGUGCAGCUAAAUUUAUCGCCCGUAAGAACUGGAUUAUCUUAGGCUCAGAUGAUAUGCAGAUACGCGUUUUUAAUUAUAAUACUCUCGAGCGUGUCCAUCAAUUUGAAGCCCAUUCAGACUACGUGAGAUCAAUUGUUGUGCAUCCGACGCAGCCAUUCAUCCUCUCUAGCUCGGAUGAUAUGCUUAUAAAACUAUGGGAUUGGGAUAAAAAUUGGGCUUUAGCACAGACUUUUGAAGGCCACUAUCAUUACGUCAUGCAGUUGGUGAUAAAUCCAAAAGAUAACAACACUUUUGCUAGCGCGUCGUUGGAUAAGACUGUAAAGGUCUGGAGCUUAGGAUCUUCUCAUCCUAAUUUUACUUUGGAGGGACACGAUAAAGGAGUGAAUUGCGUUGAUUAUUACAUCAGUGGAGAUAAACCAUAUUUGGCUAGUGGGGCUGAUGAUAGGACUGUAAAAAUUUGGGAUUAUCAAACAAAGUCUUGCGUUCAAACUCUAGAGGGACACUCCCAAAAUAUCAGGUUAGCAUCUCAUGCUUCUUCAUAA
Molecule: messenger RNA, 723 nt
Organism: Protopolystoma xenopodis
Lineage: Eukaryota; Metazoa; Platyhelminthes; Monogenea; Polystomatidea; Polystomatidae
Source: the annotation of a GenBank genome assembly